Diospyros lotus (date-plum) is the source of this 2209-nucleotide messenger RNA. Its product is annotated as nuclear transport factor 2-like. Gene Ontology annotation, cellular component: ribonucleoprotein complex; cytosol. The coding region runs from base 291 to 1679 and encodes 462 amino acids. The record is from RefSeq and is a predicted model, not a curated record. Lineage: Eukaryota; Viridiplantae; Streptophyta; Magnoliopsida; Ericales; Ebenaceae. Gene Ontology annotation, molecular function: mRNA binding. The transcript has 9 exons.
UUGUUUAUGCCCGUGAACUUUAUUCACUGAUGAGAUAACCCAUAGCAGAACUAGCUUGGCAGCUAUCCUAGACCCACAAGACGUCUCCAGGCCCAUUCUCGUGCGUAAAUCCCUGUCUUUCUCUUCUCUUCUCCCCUCUCUCCCUCCGUUGCUGCAAGGCACGGCUCAACAUUCGUCUCGUCAUCGGCGUAUCCGUCUCUAUCAGACAUUCUACCGAACAGAUCCAAGGGUUGCUGGGAGAUCUAAUGCGGAUUUUGCUUUAUUGGCUAUAAGACGUAUAUGGAAGUAGAAUGGCUAUGGAAACAGUUUCUCUUCAUACGCCCCCAGCUCAAGUGGUUGGAAAUGCUUUCGUUGAGCAGUAUUACCACAUUCUUUACCAAUCACCAGAGUUGGUUCACCGAUUUUAUCAAGAUUCAAGCAUGCUUAGUCGGCCAGAAACCAAUGGUGUAAUGACGUCAGUGACAACUAUGAAAGGCAUCAAUGACAAGAUUUGUUCUUUUGAUUACAAGAACUGCAAGGCUGAGAUAAAGACAGCUGAUGCUCAGGAGUCUUACAAGGAUGGGGUGAUUGUUCUAGUCACCGGGUGUCUAACUGGCCCAGAUAACAUAAGAAGGAAAUUUACACAAACUUUUUUCCUUGCCCCACAAGACAAAGGGUACUUUGUCUUGAAUGAUGUUUUUAGGUAUGUAGAAGAUAGUGAACCGCUGGAAAAUAAUAAGGUGGCAGCUAAUGCGAAUCGUGACAUCCCAAUAGCUUCCCAAAUGCCUGAUCCAGAGCCUGUUCAUCCUCCAACGGUGGAUUCCAUGACUUCUGUCAUAGAGGAGGCUCAAAAUGUUGAAGAACAAAAAGUUCAUGAUCCUGUGGAUAAUGAAAGACAAGCAGUUAGUGAGAAGGAAGUGACUGUGAGUCCUGAACCUCAUCUGAGUGAGAAUCACAUCCAUGAAGUUAUUGAAGCAGAUUCUUCUGCCACCCAAGAGUGUGCACCAAAGAAGUCUUAUGCAUCGAUUUUAAGUUCGCAGAUGAGGAAAGGCGGUUCAGUGCCUACGAAAGUUUAUGUACCAGCUAAUACAUCCAGAGUGGCUCCCACAAGGACUGAGAAACAGUCUCUUGGUUCUGUAUCACAUCCUCCAGUGCCUGAGGCAUUGGUGCCUAGUGCAUCUGACACUGUCAAUGCCCUUGAAAGUGGGAAUGCUGAGGAAGAAGUUGAGGGCUACUCGGUUUAUGUUCGAAAUUUGCCUAUAAAUGUGACUGUAACUCAGCUGGAGGUGGCAUUUAAGAAAUUUGGACCAAUUAAGCAAGGAAGUGUCCAAGUUAGAAGCAACAAGCAACAGGGUUUCUGUUUUGGGUUUGUGGAAUUUCAUAGUUUGAGCUCCAUGAAUGAUGCAAUUCAGGCUUCACCCGUUACUGUAGGGGACAGGCAGGCUAUUGUUGAGAUGAAGAGAACCACGACUCGAGUUGGUAGUGGGAGAGGUAGGUUUCCUCCAGGAAGAGGAGGCUUUCGAAGCGACAAUUUUAGGGGCCGUGGAAACUACGGUGGUGGCCGAGGCUACGGGAGAAGCGACUUCUCGAACCGGGGUGAUUUUUCGGGCCGGGGUAGAGGAGGUCCAGGUGGGUACCAGCAAGGAAGAGGAAGAGGAGGUCGUCGAGGUGGCUUGAACCAGAAUACUGUUCCAGCGUGAAAGCAAGCACCAAGACAGCAAGACUUUGGUAAAAAACAUUUUGACAAAAGUAAUUUGUUCUCCAGUGAUCCGAUCUGCCCUGCCCUUGAAACAGUAGAAUCCAGUGCAGUGAUCUAAUCAUAUUUAACAUCAUCAGAAAGCUAAAAAAAAAAAACUUGUCUCGGGGUUGCCUGGGAGGGAGGAGGCAUUUUUGCUGUAGUUUCAAGGUAUUCUUUCUAGAGAUUUUUUUGUGUAGGUUUGAGUUUCUGCCACAGAAUAGAAUGUAACUCGGCUCGGCAGGAUCUUCAUGUCAUUUCCUGUUUAUGGGCAAUUAGUUUUGUUAGUUUUCCUUCUCUAACUGAAAGUUGGGACAGUCUUUGCUGCGGCUGCUUGGAGCGCCAGCCAUUUUUGUUUACAAAUAAUCAAUAUCGUAUUGUUAUUUAUGUUAUAAAUUUGUUUAAAAUAUUAUCUACUUUUAACUUAGAUACGCCUGUAUUCAAGCACAGCAUAGUUGUACAAUUUUAUUGUAAAGAAAAACCCCACAUUUGUUA